UCUGCGACUUCCGUGACGUAGCAGCGCCGGAGAUCCUUCCUUGUAAUCCAAACAUCGUCGCUGACAACAUAUUGCAAUAUAGCAAUAUUUGACAUACGGACAAAACCUUACGAAAUAGUGUAUCGUUAACAACAGAAUGGCGGCGCAGAAAAUAAACGAGGCCCAUGAGCAUAUGGCCAAAGCGGAUAAAUGCCUUAAAACCAGCCUCACUAAGUGGAAGCCAGAUUUCGACAGUGCCGCAUCAGAGUACGCCAAAGCAGCUGUGUGUUUCAAGAAUGCAAAGCAGUUUGACCAGGCAAAGGAUGCGUACUUAAAGGAAGCAGAGUACCACACAGAAAACAAAACGCUUUUCCACGCUGCAAAGGCUAUUGAACAAGCCGGAAUGAUGAUGAAGGAACAAAAGAAGAUGCCGGAAGCCAUCCAGCUCAUAGAGAAGGCCUGCAUGAUGUACAUGGAGAACGGCACUCCUGACACUGCUGCCAUGGCACUCGACCGGGCUGGAAAACUCAUAGAGCCGCUCAACUUGGAUAAGGCCGUGGAUCUGUAUCAGAAGGCUGCCGGUGUGUUUGAGAACGAGGACCGCCUGCGACAGGCAGCAGAACUGCUGGGCAAGGCUUCCAGACUCCUGGUCAGAGUAAGAAGGCUGGACGAUGCAGCGGUGGCCAUUCAGAAGGAGAAGAACAUGUACAAAGAGAUUGAGAACUAUCCCAUGUGCUUCAAGAAAACCACCGCUCAGGUGCUGGUUCAUCUGCACAGAGCGGACUACGUAGCGGCUGACAAGUGUGUCCGAGAGAGUUACAGCCUCCCGGGUUACAGCGGCAGUGAAGACUCCGUUGCCAUGGAGACACUCCUGCAGGGCUAUGAUGAACAGGACGAAGACCAGGUGUACCGUAUCUGCAACUCACCUUUACUGAAGUACAUGGAUAACGACUACGCCAAGCUGGCCAUCUCCCUCCGCGUGCCGGGCGGCGUGAGCAAGAAGAAGGUAGCGGCGGCCGCUGCGGCAGCAGGGGGCGCCAGUGGAGCGGCUGCCGAGGAGGACGACUACGCCGGAGGGCUGUGUUAGCGGUUAGCUCCCCGAGAUGAGUCAACCCGCUCCAACACACACACACACACACUACACCCCGGCUGCACUUUCCCUCUUGUAGAAGUGGCUUCCAACCCUUUGCAUUCCCUGAUCAUGAUGAUGAUGAUAUCGUGAAAAAACCCAGAUGUCGAUUUUUCACAUCUCUAUUAUUCAAAAAACAACAUUGAAGCAAACUGCUAAAAAAAAAUGUAACCCUCAAAUCACAGCGGGUAUUGCAGAUCAGAGUUGGCAGCCUUCGAUGUUAAAUAUAACCGAGAAUUAUUGAAUGGCAAUUUAUAGCAUUGAGGUGCAUCAUCCUCGGUCGUAUGAAAAUGAAUUAUAUAAAUAGAUGUAUACUUUGAUGUCCGCAAAUCUAUAAUAGUAUAUGCCAGGUGUUGUAUUGACUAUUAGUCGGUGUGAAACUGUGUGCUUUGUAAACUUUGCUGUACCAUUGAUAUCUUCCAGAAGCUAACGUAGGUGUAGUAGAGCCGAUACGUGUGUUGAAGUUUGUCGAAUAGGAGUUGACGACGUAUGUUGAUUUUGUACAGAAUUAAUUUAUUCAGUAUUAUAACUGCUGGAGGAGAAUAUCAUAAUGUCACUUUUCUUUUAUCGGUGCAUGUGUGGGGAAGGAUGCAGAGAAGCAUAUUGCAAUAAACAAAUGUUUUGUGUAUGGCAAUGGUUAUAAUAAUCACACUGUUGUUCUGUAGGACUUUAGAACAGACUAUAGGACUAGUGCUCGAACCAUCCUAGUCAGGGUCUUUUAAACUGUGGUAGACUGUUUUUGAUUCGUCUACCUCAAAGUCUUCGUCACCCCAAGACUCCUUGUUUGGUGGUUGCUAGUUACAGUGGCUAAGGACAGCAACAUGUGAUUAUGUUCUUAAUACUAGAAACCGAUGCUGUUGUCAUGCUCUUAUUUCUUAGUAACUCCAUUUAAAGCAACAACUGCAAAACCUAUUCCUUUUUACAGUGUGCGCAUAUCUUGAUUUUAUUAUUUCUCAAACAAAACAUUUUAAUUGAUUUCACACAAGAGCUACUUUCACAUAAAACAGAUAAGAACAACUAUUUUUCAAGCUGAUAUAUCAAAACGAUAAAGGGAAGGUAUACUAUUUGUUUUGUAUUUUUACGUUGUGCAUGCCUUAAAGUAAUUCAACCUCCUAAAGUCAUUUGUGCUUCAUGUCGUAAUCGUCAAUAACUAAUUCCAUUCAUUAUGUAUUCAAGAGGCAGAUAAUAAUCUGCUGGACCGGGUCACGAACUAAAGAUUAGAGCGCACCAAAGUGUCUCUUGAUCAACACAUAACGACCGCAAGGCUUCUCAAGGAGCCUAUUUAUUUUUUAUGAGGGAGAAUGGUUGCUCUAAUGUUCCCCCCAUUGUUAAGAGUGACGCCCAGCGUUCCGGUCUUAAUGCACAUUGAUGCGGUUUUCUUUGUGAGGCUUCUUUCCCCAUAACUCUGGUGAUGAUGUGUAUGUGCAUUAGAAAGAUCACAGGCUGGACUUGAGUAUGUUUAUGUUGUCAUCGGUGUAAAAUAAAAAGUUAAAGCGA
Molecule: messenger RNA, 2605 nt
Organism: Gadus morhua (Atlantic cod)
Lineage: Eukaryota; Metazoa; Chordata; Actinopteri; Gadiformes; Gadidae
Gene: napgb
Product: N-ethylmaleimide-sensitive factor attachment protein, gamma b
Exons: 12
Coding region: 137-1066 (309 amino acids)
Biological process (GO): intracellular protein transport
Cellular component (GO): vacuolar membrane; SNARE complex
Molecular function (GO): soluble NSF attachment protein activity; syntaxin binding
Source: RefSeq, a predicted model, not a curated record